Messenger RNA from Menidia menidia (Atlantic silverside), 2435 nucleotides. The record is from the annotation of a GenBank genome assembly. NCBI's taxonomy places the organism in Eukaryota, Metazoa, Chordata, Actinopteri, Atheriniformes, Atherinopsidae.
GGAUCGUUAGCAUUUUAGCUAGCCUGGUUAAACAAAGUAACCAAGAACCACUGUCUGUAUAUCGUUAGUCAUUUGAUAGUCUUUUAAAAUUUAUUUCAAUAAUAUAAUAUAAUUCAAGUGUGAUAUACUUAUCAAAUGGCGGGAAAAAAGAAAGAGGCCUCUGUCACAAACCAAGAACAAUGGGAAGAGAUGCUCUCUAUCAAAGGUUUAACAGUUGUUGAUGUGUACCAGCAGUGGUGUGGCCCCUGUCGAGCUGUGGUUAGUCUCCUGCGAAAAAUCAAAAAUGAACUGGCCGAUGACCUUCUACAUUUUGCCACAGCUGAGGCUGACAGCAUUGAUGCCUUGGAGAGAUAUCGGGGUAAAUGUGAACCCACCUUCCUUUUGUACGGGGGUGGGGAGCUGGUGGGUGUCCUGCGAGGGGCCAAUGCUCCAAUGCUCCAGAGGAUGAUUGUGGAGGAGCUGGCAAAAGAGAAGCUGGUUCUGGAGCAAGGAGGUGGACGCAAAGUGGUCAAAGAUGUGGGUUUGUUGGAUGAUGAGAGCAAAGAAGAGGAGGAACCAGAUCAACAGAAAAUCGAGGAAAGCUUGAUUGUUCCUUCAAGUAAAUCCUACACAGUUGCUAUCAUUAAACCAGAUGCCGUUGCUCAUGGCAAGGCAAACGAAAUCAUUAUGAAGGUUCAGGAUGCUGGAUUCGAGAUCCUUGCACACGAGGAGCGCACACUGACUGAGGCUGAAGCUCGGGAUUUUUACCAACACAAAGCAGCAGAGGCCUGCUUUGAGGACUUGGUGCAAUUUAUGUCCAGCGGUCCUUCCCAUAUUCUGGUGCUCUCUCAUAUAAAUGGCUCAGGCAGCGUGAUACCAGCUUGGCGCGAGUUCAUUGGCCCAGCUGACAUAGAGGCAGCCAGGGCAGAAAGGCCAGAAAGCUUGCGGGCACAAUACGGCACAGAGACACUGUUCAACGCAGUGCACGGUAGUGAGGACAGCAACCAGGCCAGCAGGGAGCUCGCCUUCUUCUUCCCCAACUUUAGGAGGGCAUCGGUAACAGAGCAGGAUGGGGAGGAAGAGCCUGUGGAGAGGACACUGGCUCUUAUCCGGCCCAACAUUGCCAGGGAGAACAGAGAGGAAAUCUUGGCCCAGAUUCAUAAGUCAGGCUUCAUUAUCGCCCUCAAAAAAGAGAUGAUGUUGUCAGAGGAACAGGUCAGACAGUUUUACUCCCACCAUGUUGAUGAAGACUACUUCCCUGCUCUGCUGCAAAGCAUGACAAGUGGGCCAGUGGUAGCUUUGGCUCUUGCCAGAAAAGAGGCUGUCUAUCACUGGAAGAGCAUACUUGGUCCUCCUAACCUUGAUAAGGCCAGAGAAGAAAGUCCUGAGUGUCUAAGGGCCCAGUUUGCUGUGGAGGACACACCCAUCAACCAGCUUCAUGGUAGCUCGAGCCCUGAGGAUGCCGAACGAGAAAUCAACUUUUUCUUUCCUAAACAACGGACGAUGGCAGUAAUAAAACCUGAUGCAAUGGAAGAACACAAAGGGGUGAUUUUGGAAGAAAUCCACGGGAGAGGUUUUUCAGUAACACAGCUGAAAGAAAUGGUGCUUUCAAGGGAAAUGGCUGAGGAGUUUUACAAAGAGCACAGAGAGAAGCCUUUCUUCAAUCAGCUGGUGGAAUUCAUGUGCCGGGGACCCUGUAUGAUACUCGUCCUGACCAAAGAAAAUGCAGUGGAGGAGUGGAGGGCCAUGAUGGGGCCCACCGACCCCGAGAAAGCAAAGGAAAAGUCUCCAAAGUCUCUGAGGGCGCGCUUUGCUGCCGACAUCCUCCACAACACAGUGCAUGGCUCCUCCAGUGAGCAGCAUGCAGAUGAGAAGAUAGGUUUUAUUUUUGGUGACAUUGGGGGAGACGCAGAACUCUCUGGUGACAAAACCAUUUCAGCAAAACGGCAAGACAGUUCUGCAGAUGAAAACAUGGAAAUGUCAAGCUCUUCACCCAAGGAAAUUUCAACUACCGGUAAUUAUUAUGAAAUUGAAGAUGAUCCCCAUAAUUCGAAUCCCCGCAGCCCGCUAAUGGGAGGAAAUGAUGAUCUUAACCACUCAGACUGAAUUCUCCAGUACUGACAUGUAUAAUCAUGGGAACACGGUGCUAUUGUUUCAUGAAUCAUGCAGUAAGCAGGGCCGAUAUGUCACACGUAGCGCCUUCUGUGGGAAGUGCUGAAAAGUAAUAAAUACACUGUUGUAGUAUGUUUAAAUAGAAAUCAAAGUACGGUACUCUUCAUACAACUGGUUUGAUGUCUGUGUUGUUUAAUACUUCUGAUCCACACAACGCUUUGGUACUGUCUUUGCCCCAGAGCAAAAUGUGGGGAUUAAUGCAGAGAAAUCUGUCUUUAAAAAACACUUUCCUGUUUCCUUAAUGGUGUUAAGAUACAUUACCAAUAAAAAAAAAUUAAAAAGAG